This is a messenger RNA of Lineus longissimus, 7449 nucleotides long. Its product is annotated as serine/threonine-protein phosphatase 6 regulatory ankyrin repeat subunit B-like. The transcript has 4 exons. The coding region runs from base 927 to 5576 and encodes 1549 amino acids. The record is from RefSeq and is a predicted model, not a curated record. Gene Ontology annotation, molecular function: protein binding. NCBI's taxonomy places the organism in Eukaryota, Metazoa, Nemertea, Pilidiophora, Heteronemertea, Lineidae.
UGUCUGCUCAUCUCUUAUCAGUUAAAGUUUUAUGACAAGAAUAGAUAGACCUCCAAUUCAGGGCGAGCCCAAAGUCUCAGUGUCUUCUAAUCACUUUGGACAAGUGGUCAUUAACGUCACUUAUUUCUUCCAAAGAGGCGAAAAUCUUCCAAUCGGACGGUACCUUUGAUGUGAAACUUUAACUAUCGCGUCCCCCAAGAUCCCCAGAUCCGAAUGCACAAGUUGAAUUAGAACUUCAUCACGUCUUUGAAGGAAGGGAGCGCUGUUUUCAUAGACGACCAAUCGUGGGACUCGGUAUUCAGGAAUACAAGAUGACUCGGAACAUGGAUUUGGCAGAUAACUGAUGCACCCAAGGGAAUAUCCUUCGACCCAGAGCAUAGUCUAAUAGGCUACACCUUGCAAGAGUCAGCAAUCCAGGCACAAGACCUCAAUUACAAACCGAGCUGGGCAAAGCAUCAAGAAAUAGAAAUGGAAACCACGUGUAAUACUGAGGAGACAGAUGACGAUGGAUCCACUUUCAGCCGGGCUGCCAGAGAUGAUAACAAGAAUGAAGUUAAGAAACACCUCGACUCCAAAAAAAGAUGGUAAAAACGGUAAUGUGAUCUCUGCAAAAAACUUGGAAGGAAAAAUUCUCCCAGUCAUCAUAAAUGAGAAAGGACGUACACAUACAGUAGAACUGAUUUUAGAAAAUACAGACAUUGAAAUAAGUCGAAGUGGAACAAAUACUUAGGCUAAGGCUGACCUCAACCUCUCUCCUGUUUCAACAGCAGCAAAAAACGGACAUCAUUGAUUAUGUUCUUAUACUUUUAUUGAGAGGAAGGCCAGAGAUUCAGACAAAACAGGGUUUCUCUCCUUCUAGUCCCAGAAUAUCAUCGAACAACAUGAGAAUAUUCUUUAGCAAUUGAGUAGGAUUAUAUAUUGAGACAAUGGAAAUUCAGGCUGCCUCUCCUCUUUUUAAAGCAUCACAAAAUGGACAAGAGAUUGUUGUAAAACGUCUAUUAGAUAGAGGUGCAGACAUUAAGACAAAGACAACCGAGGGUGACACUCCUCUUUCAUUAGCAUCAUUUGAUGGACAUGAGAAGGUUGUUACACUUCUAUUAGAUAGAGGUGCAGACAUUGAGACAAAGGAAAACAAGGGUUUCACUCCUCUUUCAGUAGCAUCACAAAAUGGACAUGAGAAUGUUGUUACACUUCUAUUAGAUAGAGGUGCAGACAUUGAGACAAAGACAAACCGGGGUUUCACUCCUCUUUCAUUAGCAUCAGAAAAUGGACAUGAGAAUGUUGUUACACUUCUAUUAGAUAGAGGUGCAGACAUUGAGACAAAGACAAACCGGGGUUUCACUCCUCUUUCAUUAGCAUCAGAAAAUGGACAUGAGAAUGUUGUUACACUUCUAUUAGAUAGAGAUGCAGACAUUGAGACAAAGACAAACAAGGGUGCCUCUCCUCUUUACCUGGCAUCACAAAAUGGACAUGAGAAUGUUGUUACACUUCUAUUAGAUAGAGGUGCAGACAUUGAGACAAAGGAAGAACUGGGAUUCACUCCUCUUUUAAUAGCAUCACAAAAUGGACAUGAGAAUGUUGUUACACUUCUAUUAGAUAGAGGUGCAUACAUUGAGACAAAGACAAACCGGGGUGCCUCUCCUCUUUCAGUAGCAUCACUAAAUGGACAGGAGAAUGUUGUUACACUUCUAUUAGAUAGAGGUGCAAACAUUGAGACAAAGACAACCCAGGGUUUCACUCCUCUUUCAGCAGCAUCACUUAAUGGACAUGAGAAUGUUGUUACACUUCUAUUAGAUAGAGGUGCAGACAUUGAGACAAAGACAAACCAGGGUGUCACUUCUCUUUCAUUAGCAUCACUUAAUGGACAUGAGAAGGUUGUUACACUUCUAUUAGAUAGAGGUGCAGACAUUAAGACAAAAGAAAACAAGGGUUUCUCUCCUCUUUCAGUAACUUCACAAAAUGGACAUGAGAAUGUUGUUACACUUCUAUUAGAUAGAGGUGCAAACAUUGAGACAAAGACAACCCAGGGUUUCACUCCUCUUGCAAUAGCAUCACAAAAUGGACAUGAGAAGGUUGUUACACUUCUAUUAGAUAGAGGUGCAGACAUUGAGACAAAGACAAACCGGGGUUUCACUCCUCUUUCAUUAGCAUCAGAAAAUGGACAUGAGAAUGUUGUUACACUUCUAUUAGAUAGAGGUGCAGACAUUGAGGCAAAGACAGACCGGGGUUCCACUCCUCUUUACCUGGCAUUACAAAAUGGACGUGAGAAGGUAGUUACACUUCUAUUAGAUAGAGGUGCAGACAUUGAAGCAAAGACAAACCAGGGUGUCACUUCUCUUUCAAUAGCAUCACAAAAUGGACAUGAGAAUGUUGUUACACUUCUAUUAGAUAGAGGUGCAGACAUUGAGACAAAGAAAGAACUGGGUUUCACUCCUCUUUUAAUAGCAUCAGAAAAUGGACAUGAGAAUGUUGUUACACUUCUAUUAGAUAGAGGUGCAGACAUUGAGGCAAAGACAGACCAGGGUGCCUCUCCUCUUUACCUGGCAUCACAAAAUGGACAUGAGAAGGUUGUUACACUUCUAUUAGAUAGAGGUGCAUACAUUGAGACAAAGACAAACCAGGGUACCUCUCCUCUUGUAAUAGCAUCACAAAAUGGACAUGAGAAUGUUGUUACACUUCUAUUAGAUAGAGGUGCAGACAUUAAGACAAAGACAGACCAGGGUGCCUCUCCUCUUGUAAUAGCAUCACAAAAUGGACAUGAGAAUGUUGUUACACUUCUAUUAGAUAGAGGUGCAGACAUUGAGGCAAAGACAGACCAGGGUGCCUCUCCUCUUUACCUGGCAUCACAAAAUGGACAUGAGAAGGUUGUUACACUUCUAUUAGAUAGAGGUGCAUACAUUGAGACAAAGACAAACCAGGGUACCUCUCCUCUUGUAAUAGCAUCACAAAAUGGACAUGAGAAUGUUGUUACACUUCUAUUAGAUACAGGUGCAGACAUUGAGACAAAGACAACCGAGGGUUUCACUCCUCUUUUAAUAGCAUCACAAAAUGGACAUGAGAAUGUUGUUACACUUCUAUUAGAUAGAGGUGCAGACAUUGAGACAAAGACAAACCAGGGUGUCACUUCUCUUUCAUUAGCAUCACAAAAUGGACAUGAGAAUGUUGUUACACUUCUAUUAGAUAGAGGUGCAGACAUUGAGACAAAGACAAACCAGGGUGUCACUUCUCUUUCAUUAGCAUCACAAAAUGGACAUGAGAAUGUUGUUACACUUCUAUUAGAUAGAGGUGCAGACAUUGAGACAAAGCAAAACCGGGGUUUCACUUCUCUUUCAUUAGCAUCACACACUGGACAUGAGAAGGUUGUUACACUUCUAUUAGAUAGAGGUGCAGACAUUGAGACAAAGACAAACCGGGGUGCCUCUCAUCUUUCAAUAGCAUCACUUAAUGGACAUGAGAAGGUUGUUACACUUCUAUUAGAUAGAGGUGCAGACAUUGAGACAAAGACAAACCAGGGUGCCACUCCUCUUUCACUUGCAUUACAAAAUGGACAUGAGAAUGUUGUUGCACUUCUAUUAGAUAGAGGUGCAGACAUUGAGAUGAAAUAUAAAAAAGACUGGCACCCAAUUCAUAUUGCUGUGUACAAUGGCAAUUUAGAUAAAAUAAUAUCACUGAUCCAGCAUCAAGAAAACAUAGAGAGGAAGAACAAGCGGGGACAAUCUCCCCUCAAUAUGGCUGCUGCAAUAGGGAAAAAAGACGCUGUCGAUUUACUCAUCAGCCAUGAUGCUGACUAUCACAGCACAGACUGUGAUGGGUUUUCUCCUUUGGAAAAUAGCAUCAUACAUGGUCAAGUGGAUGUCAUAGAAUAUUUGCUUAAACUCUUUUCUGACAGAGGUGAAAGUAGAAGUCAAGUUAGGGGAAGCUUAGAACUAGCAGCCAGAUAUGGGCAAAAUGAUGUAAUCCGCUUUCUGGUUGAAAUGUAUCAACAAAUAAACUUAGACUACAAUAUGGUUCUCGCAUCUUCCCUAGCAGCAGCUGUUUCUAAUGGCCAUUUUGAGAGCGUUCGAUUGCUUCAUUCGUUAGGUGCAACACCAUUAAGAGACCACCAUGAAUUGGGAGAAUGUCUUACAGACUGUGACUGCAUGGAUAUUUACUUAUACCUCUUGAUUUUUAAAAGAAGCCCCGAAGCAGUGACAUCAAGUGGUGACAAUAGAUAUGAUCAUUUGUGUUAUAGUGAUCGAAUUGACUGGGAUAUUUUUGAGAAUGCUCUGUCACCACUCGUAUCUACAGUCCAGAAAAAUAUCACCGCUUUAAAUUUAGUCAAACUACCAGGUCUGGGCUCGAUUAAAAGCCUUCCUCAAGGUAAAGUCAGUAAUCUGCAGCAAACGAUUUGGGAACGUGUAAAAAAGAUAACAGAAAAAUCAGUUAAGCAGUUCGCACUGACAACUGCACUAAUCGGAAGUACAGCAGAAUCAACUAAAGUGGGAUUCACUGAUGAAUUUGACAUCAUACUAAAACAAGAAUAUCCUUUGCGCCUAGAUAAAAUAAUAAAUUUUGGGCAUGGUUACAGGAAGUAUGAAGAAAACAAUGUGGAUUCCAGUAGUAAGUUGUUUCAUUCUAACAUAUGGGCAGAUCUUGACACCAAAGAUGACAUGCUUGUCUCAAUACCUACAGCCGUAGCAGGCGAUGGUGCUGCAUGCACUUGCAUGAAACUGCGAUAUCGGGAUGAGAAAGAUAAAAAGCGAAGCUUGUUGGUAUCAGUUGAUCUAGUGCCAGUCAUGCAUGUAAAUGACUGGCCAAGUGAUGCUAUUCAGAAAACCUGGAUGAUGAAUUCUGCGGAGCUGAAAGCCCGAGGGUACCAGCUGGUGGCCAGACCACCCCAUAAGGACACUACGUUUGGGAAAACCUUUGAUACAUGUGAGCGGGAGAAACUCUUCCGUGUUACAUUCUCUCUGCUCGAAGUGGAGCACAUUAAGCAACUCGAGGACAGGGUAAAGGAUGCGUACAUCUUGGCAAAAUGUCUCAGGAAUCCAGUGGCAUGUCACGUUGUCAUAAAAGACGAAGGCUUAAUACAUUUCGUAGGCAAAUUCGUAACAAGCUACUUCCUCAAGACAGUCUUUAUGCACAAUGUGGAGGACUUCCUCAACCAUGAGCGACCCCUGGUUGAGAUGGCGUACAUAUUGUACAGUCAGCUGGAGUACUACCUCUCCCACGGAUAUAUCCCCAUCUUCUGGAUGCCCCAGAUCAAUCUCCUCGAAGGGGUUGACAUCAGUGCAGCUAAAGCACACAAGGUGGCAGCACAUAUGAAGGCUCAUGUCGGCGAGCGUUACCGAGAGGAACUCAACAAGGAACCCCCUGACGAUGUCAACGAUAAGAUAGAGCUUCCACCAGAAUGCUCAGUCAUAGACUUCACUAAAGCUUCAGGAACAGAGAUUCUCUCACUGCCGUUGAAAUUGGGAAGCUCGCGGGAGACAAGACGCAGAAAAAACAUAUGUUAUACAGAGAGAGGGGGGAAUCGAUCUGGUAAGCGAAGACGUAAAAAUGCAGACAGACAAAAGGACACCGAUAGUGGCCUCUGAUGCCUAUCUUCAAACAAGGGAAACUACAAGCUUAGAAUCAUCCUUCAAUUGAUUACCAUUAUCGGUGACAUGCCUCAAAUUUCCCAACUCUCGAUUUCUCGGAUACCAAACUCGAGAAACAACUUCAGUUGCGUAUUAAGGUCAAACAAUAGCUGUGUAUAAGAGAGUAUGUUUCAAGCAGUAGAAGGAUUGAAUUAGGUACAUGACAUGUGGUUAGGAGGGGCAAAUUGACUCCUGGACAUUAAAAACACCCUGAAUAGCUCAGGUUGAGAUAAAGAGGUGUUUAACUGACGUCACUGAAAUCCAGAUGUUGCCAACUUGAUUUCAAAUUAGCGCCAGGCGUAAUGGUUUACAUAAGGACAGUGUAUGACUUGGUCAACCAUUUUUACUGAACAUUUCUCCAUUAGGGCUGAGAUUACUAUUAACUGUAUAUAAUAUAAUGAAAUGCUUAAGUUUCUCUGCUAUGCCUAAAUACCGCCAGGAAUAUUAGUUAUUUGGUUUGCCAACAUCAUUUUUGACUUUUUUGAUUUUGAAUAAUAUCAACUAACAUAAUUCAGGUCGCUUUUGAAAUAGGAACUCCUUUUCUAGAUUUUACGGGGUCAGAAAGAUAUUCUCUCACAGGCAGUAAACACAAUCCCGCAUUGUAUCAAAUUCUGACAUGUCUCACGAAAAUGCUAAUAAAAAAAUUCAAAAUCAUUGGCAUUUUUUCAAAUUCACUUGUGACAUUGAAAAGAUAUAGGACCACACUUCUGCAAAGUUUGAUGAAAAUCACGCCAUUAAAUUUGUUUUAAAUCAUGAAAAUGUACACAUAUGAUGUAUAUAGAAGAUUUGAUUGUGUACUGAGGCCUUUAGGUUACAUGUAUAUAAUGAUGAAGGAGUUAUGUCACUUGAUAUAUAAGGUGUCCACUUCAUGAGGUUAUUACAGGUUACUGACUUCUUGACAAAUGUUUUUGAAUCACAUUUGUGCAAAACGGUUUUCAUUGUGUUUUACUCAAUAUUGUAACUAUAGCGAUGUUUAUGCAAAAUAUCACCUGACAAUUUUAUUGAUACGUAUGCAAGUACGAGUUUGUUCAAAGAAGGGGAUGUCUAAAAAUUAGAAAAUUGGGCUUGUAUACUAAAUGAAUGGCCCUUAGACAAAGUUCAUUGGUUAAAAGCAGCAGAUCAUUAAAAGUCUUUAGUAGUAAAGAAUACUACGAAAAUAUUAGACUGUUUAAUUUGUCAGUGCAUGGGCUAACUUUCUGUUGGCCUCCUGGUCAAUGAGAUGUCACAGGUGACAAGUGGGCAUAUGUGACAAUAAAAAGGAAAAUCUUUCCAUAUUUUAGCAAAAAGCUGAAAUAACAGGUUUUUAGAACCCAGUCAGGAACUGGCAAAACUGCAAUCAACACUACAAGAUGUUGACACUCACUGCGUUAUCCCAACGUUGAGGUGUAUAUGUUUUUUAGUUUUGAUUUAAAGGGACUAUUACCCAAACCUAGUGGUAUGCCUUUUCCCUUAAUAUAUUUAGUUGUGCUCCAUUUCACCAAAAAUGUUAAAAUGGCUUGAAAAUUCGAUAGUAUUUCACUUCAAAUGCUUUGUUUGUGGUCAUAUAUUGUCUGAUUCUGGCAAUGUAAGUAUUUCUAGAUACUUUGGACUUUGAAGUUUCAGAAGAAAUAUAACAUUCUGUUCAAAUAUUGCGAAAUCGCCAAAUAUGUCAACCCACUUUUUUCGUGAAAUGGGGUGUGGGUUUUAGAUGACACCAAUAGGUGUCAUCACUGGUAUGGUUAGAUUCUGUUGUGUGAUAUGUUUUUGUGUCUGUUUAUGAAUUGUCAAGUAAAUUGUAAUCAUUUUGAUGUAUUAUUAGUUUAGGUAAUGAUAAUGUAAUAAAUAGGGUAAA